Electrophorus electricus (electric eel) is the source of this 4904-nucleotide messenger RNA. RefSeq names its product myosin Ic, paralog b (gene myo1cb). Gene Ontology annotation, molecular function: microfilament motor activity; actin filament binding; ATP binding. Lineage: Eukaryota; Metazoa; Chordata; Actinopteri; Gymnotiformes; Gymnotidae. The record is from RefSeq and is a predicted model, not a curated record. Gene Ontology annotation, cellular component: plasma membrane; cytoplasm; actin cytoskeleton. Gene Ontology annotation, biological process: actin filament organization; actin filament-based movement; endocytosis.
CAUCCCUACGAAUCUCUAAUCUUACAGAAGAAACUGGCAUUAACGCUCUGACUGCUGUAGGUAACGUCACUGUCUCACGCUCGCCCCCAAUAGCUUGUGGCACUUCCCCUCUGGCCGAGUUACCAUAGCCGGACGUAGCGGAGUGCUCCUUGCUCUGGUCUCCUGCACCCUCAGAGGGUCCGUAGUGGCGAGUGUGUAAGCGCCACGGCACUUGCCUGUCAGCGAGGAGGACUAGCACACAGGGAGAGCCACGCCAUGAUGGAGCUGAAGAUUCAGCUGGUGCCGACGGGGGAGAUCAUACUGCCCCCAGGGAAGAACGGAGAGAGUUACUGCCACAGCUGUGCCAAGGCUGUGGGAAGCGACUGGGAGCGGGCUAUGAUGGAGAGUGCCCUGACAGCCAGGGACCGCGUGGGCGUGCAGGACUUUGUCCUGCUGGAGAACCACACCAGCGAGGUGGCCUUCAUUGAGAACCUACGCAAGCGCUUCAAAGAGAAUCUCAUCUACACAUACAUCGGUUCCGUGCUGGUGUCGGUAAACCCGUACAAAGACCUGGAGAUCUACACUAAGCAGCACAUGGAGAGAUACAGAGGUGUGAACUUCUACGAAGUUUCCCCCCACAUUUACGCAGUGUCCGAUAACGCGUACCGCUCCAUGCGGUCGGAGAAGCGGGACCAGUGUAUCCUGAUCUCAGGCGAGAGCGGCGCAGGAAAAACUGAGGCCUCCAAGAAAGUGCUGCAGUACUAUGCGGUCACCUGCCCCGCCAGUGAGCACGUGCAGACCGUGAAGGACCGCCUACUGCAGUCCAACCCUGUCCUGGAGGCGUUCGGGAACGCUAAAACGCUGCGUAAUGACAACUCUAGCCGCUUUGGGAAGUACAUGGAUGUCCAGUUUGACUUUAAGGGCGCCCCUGUCGGUGGGCACAUCCUGAACUACCUGCUGGAGAAGUCGCGCGUCGUGCACCAGAGCCACGGCGAGCGGAACUUCCACAUCUUCUACCAACUGAUCGAGGGUGCAGAAGAUGAGCUGCUCAGGAGGCUGGGACUGGAGAGAAUGGCACAGCAGUACCAGUACCUCGUCAAGGGCAGCUGUCCUAAGGUGAGCUCGAUCAACGACCGCAGUGACUGGAAGGUAGUGAGAAAAGCUCUGAGUGUCAUUGGAUUCAGCGAUGAUGAAGUGGAGGAGCUGUUGAGUAUUAUUGCCAGUGUCCUACACUUGGGGAAUGUGCAGUACAGCGGAGAAGACAGUGGCAGUUCUUAUAUUACCACAGACACCCAGAUUAAAUACAUAGCCAGGUUGUUAGGUGUGGACUUUUCAGUUCUGAAAGAGGCUCUGACACACAAGAAGAUCACUGCCAAGGGAGAGGAGUUGAUGAGCCCCCUGAAUCAGGAGCAGGCUUCCUCUGCACGAGACGCUUUAUCCAAAGCCAUUUACGGCCGCACCUUCACCUGGCUCGUCAACAAAAUCAACACCUCUCUGGCCUUCAAGGACAAGUUCAACAGUAAAAAUGCCUCUGUCAUCGGGCUGCUGGAUAUCUAUGGCUUUGAGGUGUUCCAGAACAACAGUUUUGAACAGUUCUGUAUCAACUACUGCAAUGAGAAGCUGCAGCAGCUGUUCAUUGAGCUGACACUGAAAUCAGAGCAGGAGGAGUAUGAGGCAGAGGGAAUCACGUGGGAACCUGUGCAGUAUUUCAACAACAAGAUUAUCUGUGAUCUAGUGGAGGAGAAGUUCAAAGGCAUCAUCUCCAUCUUGGAUGAAGAGUGUCUCAGGCCAGGCGAUGCCAGUGACAUCACUUUCCUGGUGAAACUGGAGGACACUGUGGGAGGCCACGCCCACUUUGUAACUCACAAGCUGGCAGAUGGGAAGACGCGGAAGGUGAUGGGGCGCGAGGAAUUUCGGCUCCUGCACUACGCAGGAGAAGUGAACUACAACGUGAACGGCUUUCUGGAUAAGAACAACGACCUUCUCUUCAGGAAUCUGAAGGAGGUCAUGUGCAGUUCUGAAAACAGGAUCCUUACGCAGUGCUUCAGCCGGGAAGAGCUCACGGACAAGAAGCUUCCAGAAACCACUGCCACCCAGUUUAAGAACAGUCUCGCCAAGCUGAUGGAAAUAUUGAUGUCGAAGGACCCAUCGUACGUGCGAUGCAUCAAACCCAACGAUGCCAAGCAAGCUGGCCGCUUCGAGGAGGUUCUGGUCAGACACCAGGUGAAGUAUCUGGGGUUGAUGGAGAACCUGCGUGUGAGGAGAGCAGGCUUCGCCUAUCGUCGCCGCUACGAGGUUUUCCUCCAGAGGUACAAGUCUCUGUGUCCGGACACCUGGCCCAGCUGGGACGGGCGCUUGGUGGAUGGAGUUUCCACACUCGUCAAGCACCUGGGCUACAAACCUGAGGAAUACAAGCUCGGCAGGACUAAAAUCUUCAUCCGUUUUCCCAAGACCUUGUUUGCAACAGAAGAGGCCUUAGAAGAACGGAAGCACAGUCUAGCAACCAAGCUUCAGGCAUCCUGGAAGGGCUAUAACCAGAAGACCAAGUACCGUAAACUCCGGCUGUCUGCUGUCCAGGUCCAGGCCUGGUGGAAGGGAAUUCUGGCCCGCAGGAGAGCACAGCGCCGAAGGCAGGCUGUCGACACCAUCCGCAGGUUCAUCAAGGGUUUUAUGUUCCGCCAUCAUCCUCGCUGCCCUGAGAACGAGUACUUCUUGGACUACGUGCGCUACACCUUCCUCAUGAAGCUUCACCGAGCUCUGCCCAAGACUGUGCUGGACAAGAGCUGGCCCACGCCCCCACCCGCCCUCACCGAGGCGUCCGAGCUCCUCCGUAAGCUGUGCAUGCAGAACCUGGUGUGGAAGUACUGCAAGACCAUCAGCCCUGAGUGGAAGCACCAGCUGGAGCAGAAGGUGGUGGCCAGCGAAGUCUUCAAAGACAAGAAAGACAACUACCCCCAGAGUGUGCCCAAGCUGUUCGUAGGCACCAGGCUCGAUGGGGAUGAUAUCAAUCCUAAAGUUCUUCAAGCACUGGGCACUGAGAAAAUGAAGUAUGCUGUUCCAGUUACUAAAUACGACAGGAAGGGCUUCAAGGCUCGAGCACGGCAGCUACUUCUGACCGCCAGCAGUGCCAUCAUAGUGGAGGAGGCCAAGCUGAAACAGCGCAUCGACUACAGUGCCCUCAAAGGCGUUUCUGUCAGCUCCCUCAGCGACGGUCUGUUUGUCCUCCACGUCACCUGUGAGGACAAUAAACAGAAGGGUGAUGCAGUGCUUCAGAGCGAUCAUGUGAUUGAGACCUUAACCAAAGUGGCAAUCUGUGCAGACAAGAUUAACAACAUUAACAUCAACCAGAGCAGCAUAAAGUUCACAUUGGGUCAAGGAAAGGAAGGGAUAAUUGACUUCACGUCUGGCUCAGAGCUGCUUGUCGCCAAAGCUAAGAAUGGACACCUCUCUGUGACGGCCCCUCGCCUCAACUCCAGAUGAUGGACUCGUCGUGACCAAUCACAUCCUGCGUCCUCGCAGGGUGAACUUCCACACGCGCUCUUCAAUUCACCAAUCACACGUUUGCAGGCGGGGCCUCACUCCAAUAAGAUGCCAGCCAGCCCCACCAAAAGCUUUUGCUUCCAGUUGUGAAAGUUCAGCAAACUAAUUGAGAUAUUUGUUUUUGGGGAGUUUAAUACUGUUGUGAUAUGAAUAUUAUGAUUUUAUAUUUUGAAGCCGAGAUAUAACAUAGGUGCAUAUUUCUUGCACACUCUACCUUUUUAUCUUGCUUUAUGUUUUGGGACAGUAAUUUGAUGUAUAAAAAGCCUCAUACAUGUUGAUAAGGAAAAUCAGGGUUAGAAAGGAGUAGCUUUGGAGUGAUCCUGUGCAGCUCAGCUUUUCCCGAGCCUGUCUGUCUGUUGUUAUGGUGUCAUUGUGGCUGGACCCAGUCUCCACCUAUGGGAGCCUGUUGGUUUUGAGGGGAGGUUCAGGGAAGAGUGCACUUGCCAGGUUCGUAGCGGGGCUGUGCUGAACACAGCUGGAUUUAUGCAGUGAUUGUUGCAUUAUGCAAUAAUCCCAGUCUACAAUGGUAAUUUAGGGCACGUGCAUAAUCUAUGUUAACAGUACUAAAAAACAAGUGCUACGAUAUCUGGAACAAAAGCCUCUGUAGCCAAGGAUUCACUGGGCCACUUAUACCAAAUAUUUUAUUUGUCACUUCUAAUUAGUGCCUUUAUGCCCCGUCGCCGUGGUGACAUUCACAAGUAAUUUUUUCUUUUCUUUUCUUUUUUUGGAGUGGGAUGACAGUUUUUAUCCCUCUGGGUACAGUAGGGUCAUUGGACCUGGUUCCUCUGCCACUGUGUUAAUCCAGGCCUGCUGAAGACCUGGGCUUCGUUAACCUAAGCAUAAGCAACUGUGGGUAGCUUUUAGAAGAAGAAAUUUCUAGAGAAGUCUCAAAAAACAAACAAAAAAAGGUCUCUGUACUCUUAGCGUUACUUAAUCUUCAUGCAUAAAUUAAAAUAAACACGACAUAUUCAAAAACAAAUUUUAUAUAGAAUUUAAUCAUGUAUGAAUGUUCUCUCUUGUUUAAUCGCACAAAUGACAUUGGAGGAAUUUAUAGUUCCCUUCUUCCUGAGAUGUUACGUUUCCGGACCGGUAAUGAGUGCUGUCGCGUGUACCCAGAACGGGCUUUAACGGGGCCACUCUUACAACGCAGCUGCGCAGAGUGCCACCUGUAAUGUACAACACAUCUAUAUUUCUACGGUUCUAAAACGACCCCCGGCCUUUUCCUAUUGCACCUAUAUACAAGCGUAGUUCACACUUUGUGAUUUGUUUUAUAACAUUUGUGUAAUUUAAUAAACUAAGAAAAUAAAAAGGUUCUUUGGAAGCAAACUGACAAUGUAUGGAAACAACAUAAAGCUGAUUCAUAAUAAAAGCUUUGUUCCUCUUCA